AUGAGAAUUCGAAAAGAUCAAGUAUUAGAACAAGUUAAAUCUGAUUUUUCACAUCUUCGACCGCUUUCAGCACGUCGUAACUCCAAAUUUACGAAAAGAGAUAAAGAUAAUCCCUUUAAUAUCCCGGACGUUACCGACGUUUUUGCAGAGCAAGAUAAAAUUGUUCAAGAACGUCAAGAAAGGAUCAAAGGAGCUCAGAAGUUAACACUUAAACAAAGACAAAUGCUUCCUUCACAGGUAACAUCACAAAGAUCAAUUUGA
Messenger RNA from Trichomonas vaginalis G3, 261 nucleotides. RefSeq lists its product as uncharacterized. The record is from RefSeq and is a predicted model, not a curated record. Lineage: Eukaryota; Parabasalia; Trichomonadida; Trichomonadidae. The transcript has a single exon. The coding region runs from base 1 to 261 and encodes 86 amino acids.